Magnolia sinica is the source of this 2118-nucleotide messenger RNA. Its product is annotated as chaperonin 60 subunit beta 4, chloroplastic-like. The transcript has 14 exons. Gene Ontology annotation, molecular function: ATP-dependent protein folding chaperone; ATP binding. Gene Ontology annotation, biological process: protein refolding. NCBI's taxonomy places the organism in Eukaryota, Viridiplantae, Streptophyta, Magnoliopsida, Magnoliales, Magnoliaceae. The coding region runs from base 1 to 1875 and encodes 624 amino acids. Gene Ontology annotation, cellular component: chloroplast stroma. The record is from RefSeq and is a predicted model, not a curated record.
AUGGCAGGCAUUUAUCCAAUCCCAUUUUCUUAUGCUUCUAAUCCUUCAAUUCGCAUUUCAAUUACAAGAAGCAGCAGACCAUCUCCUGCUUUCAAUCCAAGAGCCAUGGCCAAAGAUAUCUUCUUCAACCAUGAUGGUUCAGCUACAAAGAAGCUCCAGGCAGGUGCUGACAUGGUAGCAGAGCUGGUUGGUGUGACUUUGGGUCCAAAAGGAAGGAAUGUGGUGUUGGAGAACAAAUAUGGCCCGCCAAAGAUUGUAAAUGAUGGAGAAACUGUCCUUAAGGAGAUUGAAUUGGAGGAUCCCUUAGAGAAUGUUGGUGCAAAGUUGGUGAGGCAAGCUGGUGCGAAAACCAAUGACCUUGCUGGUGAUGGUACCACCACUUCUAUUAUUCUUGCUCAAGGCCUAAUCACUGAAGGUGUGAAGGUUAUUGCUUCAGGCAUGAAUCCUGUUCAAAUUACACGUGGAAUCGAGAAGACUGCUGAAGCCCUUAUUUCUGAACUCAGGUUGAUGUCCAGAGAGGUUGAAGAUCAUGAACUUGCAGAUGUUGCUGCAGUUAGUGCUGGGAAUGAUUACAUUGUAGGAAAUAUGAUAGCGGAUGCCCUUAGAAGAGUUGGGAAGAAGGGUGUAGUUACAAUUGAGAAAGGGAAAAGCAUUGAGAACAGCAUGCAGGUUGUAGAGGGAAUGCAGUUCGAUCGUGGUUACUUGUCUCCUUACUUUGUUACUGAUCGAGAGAAGAUGGCAGUCGAGUUUCACAACUGCAAGUUGCUUUUGAUUGACCAAAAAAUCUCAAACCCGAAGGAGAUGUUUAAAAUAUUGGACAGUGCAGUCAAAGAGAAGUACCCAAUUGUCAUAGUUGCGGAGGGCAUUGAGCAAGCAGCUUUGGCUCCAAUAAUCAGAAACAAACUGAGGGGUGUGUUGAAGGCAGCUGCUGUUAAAGCACCUGCAUUCGGAGAGCGCAAGAGCCAUUACUUAGAUGAUAUUGCUAUCUUGACCGGAGCUACUGUAAUUAGAGAUGAGGCGGGUGUGACCCUUGAAAAGGCUGGGAAUGAGGUUUUAGGAUCUGCUACGAAGGUGGUGAUAACUAAGGAUUCUACGUUGAUUGUUACUGAUGGAAGCACCCAAGAGGCCGUUAACAAGCGAGUUGCUCAAAUCCGAAGUCUUGUCAAUAACUCGGAAGAAAAUUUUCAAAAGAAGAUACUGAAUGAAAGGAUAGCGAGGCUUUCUGGUGGUAUUGCUAUUGUUCAGGUAGGAGCGCAGACAGAAGUCGAGUUGAAGGAUAAAAAGCUGAGAAUUGAAGAUGCUUUGAAUGCGACUAAGGCAGCCAUUGAGGAGGGAGUUGUGGUUGGCGGUGGCUGUAGUCUAUUAAGGUUGUCGAUGAAGGUGGAUGAUAUUAAGGAGCGCCUAGAUAAUGAAGAGCAGAAGAUUGGAGCCGAUAUCUUCAAAAGGGCUUUAUCUUAUCCUUCAAAAAUGAUAGCAAAAAAUGCAGGUGUAAAUGGCAAUGUCGUUGUAGAAAAGGUCCUGUCUACAGAUGAUAUACGGUACGGAUACAAUGCUGCUAAAGACUGUUAUGAGGAUUUGAUGGCUGCUGGAAUUCUGGACCCAACAAAGGUAGUUAGAUGCUGUUUGCAGCAUGCAGCCUCCGUUGCCAAGAGUUUUCUCACUUCCGAUGUGGUCAUUGUUGAUAACAAGGAACAGGAGCCGGUCCGAAUGAGAAAACCCAUGCCAAGCUCAGGACCCUAUUAUCCCUCCGUAGAAUGUAUUACGAUGCAUUCACUCAUGAGUUCCAUGAAGUCUGCACCAAAACAUCUCAACUAUAGUGACAUUUGGCUAUUGAAUAUGGUGAUCAAGACCAAUGAUUUAGUGGGCCAUACCUAAAGCCAAGGCAUUUGGAUUGCAGCAGCCAUCUGAACAUUGGCUUGAAGGGAGAGCCUUUGGUCCAACAUACAACAAGUGGACAAGUCGAGUUGUCCAAACACCAUGACUACUGAUCUACAUAAGACAUCCAGAUGGCAGACCGCAAGAUCAACAGUCCAGAUUGCCAUACAUCUUUGCCAGGUUUCCAGUGGUAUGGAAAUGCAUUCUCGCAUCCAUACAUUUUUAUAACUUCUCUUCUCAUAC